AGGUUUGGACUAAGGUGGCAGCUACUGAGCAAGAGAAACACUGAAACUCUAGUUUCUCCCCACAAACAGCUCAAUUAUACAGGGAAUUGAAAAUCAGAGAAAGUUGAAGUUCUGUUGCUGCAACAAUGGCACAAACCAACAAUAACAACACUUCAACUUGGUCAUUAUCCGACUCGGAAUUCGAGAUGGUGAAACAUAUAAUCGACAUUCCAAUCCUAGAAGACUUCAGGCUUUCGGAAUACAGCAUCUACAAGGUUCCUUACAACAUUCGAGAAGUAAACAAAGAAGCAUACACCCCACAAUGGAUCUCAAUAGGUCCAAUCCACCUCGGAAAAACCGAACUCAAUCCAAUGCAAGAGCACAAAAAGAGGUACUUCCACUUCUUCUGGGUCCGUGUCUCAAACCCACAAGCCAUGAAAACCUACAAACACUACCUCGAAUCAAUGGAACCCCAAAUUCGCCACUGCUACGCAGACAAAUUCCCAUACAUUCAAAAGCAAGAAUUCGUUGACAUGAUUCUCCUCGACGCGGUCUUCAUCAUGGAGCUCUUGUUGAGAAACAGUUCGUGGAAAUCCGACACAUCAAAACACCAACAAGACUACAAACACACAAGAUCGUUUCGAGUGAAGCACAACGAAGAUUACAUCUUAACACAGUCAUGGCUCAGCAUAAGCAUCACAAGAGAUUUAAUCCUCAUUGAAAACCAAAUCCCUUUCUCCGUACUUCAGAAACUGUACGAGGAUGUUGUUCCUCAAGACGACAAGAAAACCGAACACAACUCCUUCGUCGACCUCGCCAUCGAGUACUUUGCAUUCUACGACACACAAAUGUCUUCCUCCGACGAAACCAAGCUCAUUCUCAACAAAAACCAAUCCAUAAAACAGUAUUUCACAGGCUCGGUUCGCGGAUCCAAGAAACCAAAACCACAGAGCAAUGACAAGUGCGAACCAAAACACUUCACUGAUUUGUUAAGGUACUUUUACCUUCCUACUAACUUUGAACGCAUGAAAAGCCGUUGCUCUCGUCAUGUUUUAAGAACCGCAACGAAGUUGCAAGAAUCAGGGGUGAGUUUUGAGAAAGAUGUGAAAAGAAGGUUACUUGAUGUGUCGUUUGAGAAAAAGCCAAUUCUGAGUUCGUUUCUGUGUUUGGGUUGUCUACCUUGUUUGAAUCAUUUCAAGGCACGUUUUAGGAUCCCUCAAUUGAAAGUGGACCACACAACGGAAUGUGUUUUGAGGAACCUCAUUGCGUUCGAACAGUGUCACUAUCCUGAACAACCUUAUAUUUGUAACUAUGUUUCUCUUAUUGACUCGUUGAUUCACACGGAGCAAGAUGUGGAGUUGCUGGUGGAGAAGGAGGUGAUUGUGCAUGAGUUAGGUAGUGAUACUGAAGUGGCUACACUUGUUAAUAGCCUUUGUAAACAUCUCGUGGCCAAGUCGACGUGUUACUGUGAGAUCAUAGAUGAUUUGAAUAAGCAUUACCAGAAUGCUUGGAACCGUACUAUGGCUGCGUUGUGGUUGGUGUACUUUAGAGACCCUUGGAGGGCCAGUUCCACUGUUGUGGGGGUUGCUGUGCUUGUUUUCACUGUGUUCCAGUUCCUCCGUGCUGUGCGUAGUCUCUUCCACAAUGGUACUUAAGACUAGAAUUUUAUUUUAUGAUAUGAUGAUUAAUGUAAUGGAUCGCUAUGAAAAAAAAUAAAAGGGUGUGGGAGAAUACGGGCAAGGUUUGAAAUCAUGCAAUUCAGCUUUUUGUUUGCCAUGGAUGUGUUGAUGGUGUUUCGUGCAUGAAUGAUUGAAUGAAUGCAAUGAUGCUGUCACUACUCACAGAACUUUAAAU
Messenger RNA from Abrus precatorius (Indian licorice), 1833 nucleotides. RefSeq names its product UPF0481 protein At3g47200-like. Lineage: Eukaryota; Viridiplantae; Streptophyta; Magnoliopsida; Fabales; Fabaceae. The record is from RefSeq and is a predicted model, not a curated record. The coding region runs from base 126 to 1634 and encodes 502 amino acids. The transcript has 2 exons.